AUUCAAAAAAUCGCCUUCCUAUCUAGAAAGAAAAAUAGUAUCAAUGCUUACAAUAUCCUAAAGGACCUAUCCUCAGCAGUAGCUCCUUUAAUGAAAGAAAGCAACCUCAAAAUUACUCUUCUAACUGAAUUCUACCCCAACAACAAAUCCCUUCUAGGUUUAAACUACAAUAGUGGCCAGAAAAUCUGUUUGCGUUUGAGAUCUCCAUUUGAUGAAAAUACUUUUCUACACUUUACUGAAAUCUUGUCAACUUUGUUGCACGAAUUAUCCCACAAUUUUCAUGGGCCCCAUGAUAACAAAUUCUACAACUUUUUAUCUCAUCUAAAUGAAAGACUCUAUCAAAUCCAAAAAUUAGGUUCUUAU
Ascoidea rubescens DSM 1968 is the source of this 363-nucleotide messenger RNA. RefSeq names its product metalloendopeptidase WSS1 (gene WSS1). The record is from RefSeq and is a predicted model, not a curated record. The annotation marks the transcript as partial. Lineage: Eukaryota; Fungi; Ascomycota; Saccharomycetes; Ascoideales; Ascoideaceae. The transcript has a single exon.